Molecule: messenger RNA, 2912 nt
Organism: Theobroma cacao (cacao)
Lineage: Eukaryota; Viridiplantae; Streptophyta; Magnoliopsida; Malvales; Malvaceae
Product: Endosomal targeting BRO1-like domain-containing protein
Biological process (GO): protein transport to vacuole involved in ubiquitin-dependent protein catabolic process via the multivesicular body sorting pathway
Cellular component (GO): endosome
Molecular function (GO): protein binding
Source: RefSeq, a predicted model, not a curated record
AUGGCCGCCGCAUCCUCCUCCCCGUCGGCGGCAGCCACCAACAUCAUGCUAGCAAUCUACGAGAAAAAAACCAACUCAAUCGACCUGUAUCGUCCACUCCGCCAAUACAUCUCCUUCACAUACUCCGAACGCGAAGCCGUUAACCUCGAAGAUGACCUUUCCACUGUCAAAACCCUCCGCUCUGAUAUCGAAAGGAUGCCCGACCCCUCCCCGACAACCCGACGCGACCUCCUCAUCUCAUACUUCAAAUCCCUUUGCCUAAUCGAAACCCGCUUCCCAAUCUCCCCCGACAAAGACCACAUCAACACAAUCCAAUUCACUUGGUUUGACGCUUUUAAACAGAAGCAAAAAGCGGUUCAACAAAACAUCCAUUUAGAAAAAGCCGCCGUCUUGUUUAACCUUGGGGCGGUUUAUAGUCAGAUUGGCUUGUCUUACGAUAGGGCUACGGUGGAUGGGAGGAGACAGGCGUCUCAUGCCUUUAUCGCAUCGGCGGGGACGUUUGGGUUCCUCAGAGAUAAUUCGUCGACGAAGGCGUCGAUGGGAAACAGUACGACGGUGGAUUUGUCGGUGGAGUGUGCUGGGAUGUUGGAGAGGUUGAUGUUGGCUCAAGCUCAAGAGUGUGUUUUUGAAAAUACUAUUGCUAAAGGAAGUACACCUGGAGUUUGUGCCAAGAUUUCUAGGCAGGUUGGAUUAUACUACGAGGAAGCAUUAGGAGCAUUGAAUGCAGCACCUUUGAAGGACCAUUUUGACAAAGCAUGGAUUGCCCAUGUGCAGCUUAAGGCGGCUCUUUUCUAUGCUGAAGCUUGCUAUAGGUACAGUUUGGAGCUACAUGAGAAAGAAGAGAUUGCAGAAGAAAUUGCACGUUUGAGGAGUGGAGUUAGUGCUUUAGUUGAGGCAAAGAAAUCAUCAAAAGGGGUUGCUGCACAGCUUCUAGAUGCAAUUAGCAAGUUAGAAGCUAAUCUUAAUCGCAACCUGGAGAGGGCUGUGAAGGAAAAUGAUAGGGUUUAUCUUAUGAGAGUUCCUUCCCCCAGUUCCUUACCACUGCUCCCUGCAUUUUCUAUGGUUAAGUCGAUGCAAAUGAAUGAAGUAUUGGAUGCAAGCAAAGAGAAAAUGUUUGCAAGCCUUGUUCCUGACAGCAGUGCAAAGGCUCUUUCUAGGUAUACUGAAAUGGUUGAUGAUGUCAUCAGGACACAGGCUGAGAAAUUGCAGCAAGGAAGUGAACUAGCCCGAGUAAGGCUCAAGGAAAUGGACCUUCCAGAUUCUAUUCUUGCUUUGGAAGGGAAUUUUAAUCUUCCAGAAGAUCUUAAAAAUGAGGUAGAAAUAGUGCAAGCUAGUGGGGGUGCAGCUGGUCUGGAGGCUGAGUUACAACAACUUAGGGAUUUGAGGAGGGUGAAUCAGGAAUUGCUCAUUCAGACGGAGGAGCUUUUGCAGAAAGAAGCAGCAGAGGAUGCCCAGUUUAGAAGUCAGUUUGGAACGCGAUGGACUAGGCCGCAAUCCAGCACCCUGACAAAGACUUUGCAGGAAAGGUUAAGCAAAUUUGCAGCUAACUUAAAACAAGCUGCUGAAAGUGAUGCACGAAUUGAGCGUUCAGUGAGAGAGCAUUCUACAUUCAUGUCAAUCCUUGACCGCCGUCCGAUUGAAGCUGCCCUUCCAAGUCUGUCAAGGCCAAUAAUGUCUUUGGAUGCAAAUGAAGAUGCUAUAGUGGGGGCCUUGAAGCAGAGCUUGAGGCAAUUAGAGACUCUUGGUGCUCAGAGGGCUGGCCUUGAAGAUAUGCUUAAAGAGAUGAAAAGAAAGGAUGACAUACUACCCAAGUUGAUGACAUCCACUGGCUCCUAUGAGGAUCUUUUCAGGAAAGAGAUAGCCAAGUAUAAUCACAUAUGUGAGGAAAUCACCCAAAACAUUGAGGCACAAGAACAAUUGUUGAUGCAAAUUCAGGCUCAAAAUCAAGAGUUCUCUGCUGUCUUUAAUCUUGAAGAUUAUAAAGCAUCACGAGACAAGUGUUACAAGCAAAUUCAGGCCGCUGUAGCAAAAUGUAAAGAAAUCAAGGAGAAUAUCAAUGAGGGGCUGAAAUUUUAUGUUACCCUUCAGGAUGCAAUCAAUAAUAUCAAGCAGCAGUGCAGUGAUUUUGUUAUGACUCGAAACAUCCAGUGUCGAGAAAUGAUGGAAGAUGUUCAAAGACAAAUGGCAGGUUUCAGCUUCCAGGAUCGCAAGAACACAGGUCCAUACCCGCCAGUUGGACAGCCCCAUCAAACUCCGAGAUCCAGUUCACAGCAGCAAACAGAGCCUCAGAGUAUUUCCCAUCCUUCUUCCCAAACUCCUUACUAUAGACCUCCUGAGCAGCCAAUGCCUGGGUAUGGUCAUCCUCCUCCCCCUUACAGUGCCCCGCAGCAACCAUCUCCAUACCACAUUCCCCCAUCAGCAGCUCCUUAUCCUCCCCCACAGGCCCAACAACAGGCACCAGUCAGCCAUGAGUAUGGCCAACCUGCCUAUCCAGGGUGGCGUGGGCCAUAUUACAAUGCCCCUGCACAGCAACCUGGAUCUCUUCCUCGACCUCCUUAUACCAUUCCAAAUCCAUAUCAUCCCCACCAAAGUGGUUACUAUAAGCAAUGAUUUUCUAGUCCACCCUUUUUCGCUCUGAACACAUAAUUAUUUACUGUCUUUCUAUGUUUAUCCUUCUCCUAAUCUGCUGCGCAAUGGAUUGGGUUCAACUAGAUUUAACUUUUUGCUAUAUAGCAUAUUAAUUUUGACUGUCUGAUGUAUGUUGGUUCCCCUAAUAAUUUGUGUGUGAAGGCCUGGUUUUCUUUUAAGAGUUUUUUAUGUAUAUUCGAUCAUUUUUGUAUGUAGAGAUUAGUGUGACAACGCCAGUUAUGUCUAUGACAAGAUUUUUGGGCAUUUGCCUAACAUUGUGUUCC